Molecule: messenger RNA, 570 nt
Organism: Ambispora gerdemannii
Lineage: Eukaryota; Fungi; Glomeromycota; Glomeromycetes; Archaeosporales; Ambisporaceae
Source: the annotation of a GenBank genome assembly
AUGAAUAACAAAGACCAUGAAAACCACGACCAUUCUUGCUCCCAUUCACAGCAAACAAACCCAUAUAUUCAGUCACUGGAAGAACUCGAUUUCUCAAAGUCUAUACACCAAGCAUGUUUGCAAGGAGACUAUUCAAAAGUUAAAGCGCUCAUAACGAAAAAAGGGGCGAGCGUGGUUAAUGAGCGCGAUGCGGCUGGGUAUACACCUUUGCAUUAUGGAGCAAGAAACGGCCACGAAGAAAUAUGUAGGCUUUUACUAGAAAAGGGAGCCAACCCUAACGCAACGACUCCGGAACUUUUAUCAACACCAUUAUGCCGAGCAGCUGUCGGCAAUCACAUAAAAGUGGUAACGCUCCUACUGAGACACGGAGCAAAUCCUAAACUUGUCGACUCAGAUGGCCAAUCGCCAUUGCACAAGGCAUGCGGAAAUUCCUCGAUAGCAGUGGCGAAACUAUUAAUUGAACAAGAUAAAGGAUUAGUCGAUGCUAAAGAUAAUAAGGGACGUGGGCCUCUUGAUUGCUGUAGAAGUAAGGAAGACGAAGAAGUUUUGGUGAAUGCUUCGCAAUUGUGA